AAGCUGCUGGCUGAGUGCCAGGACCAGCAGUGGUGCCAGUUCUCGGUGCACAGCCAAGUCUUUGGGCCGGACCCAUGCCCUGGGACACACAAGUACCUCAUCGCUUCCUACAAAUGCCGGCCAGGGAACCAUCGAGUCAAGACCGUGUGUGAGAACGACAAGCUGAGGCUACAGUGCCGACCAAAAUCCAUCCUGGCCAUUUAUUCUGCAAGUUAUGGACGAUUCCUGCGGGGCAAACCGGAGUGCGAUGCCCUGAACACUGGGGGACCCCACAUAGAGUGCUUGGCUCCAGACGCCCUGCGGAGGGUCUCCAAGAAGUGUCACCGCAAGGGGAACUGCACCGUGGCUGCUGACCAGGCCACCUUCGGGGACCCGUGUCUCCCCGGCACAAAGAAACAGCUGCGAGUCUCCUACACCUGCGUGCCCAAGCAGCUGCUGGAGGAGGUGGGCCCUGACACCUCGGACCCCUUCCUGCUCUCGGACUACAUGCAUGGUGGCUGGUACAAAGGGCCCAGGUUCUCCAGGCUCCGGGAAGACCGGAUGAUUUUUACUAGCUCUCUGGCAGCUUUUGCCCACCUUUGGGGUGUCCCAGAGAAAGUUGGCCUCUAUUUUCUUUGUGGGGUCUCAGGAGGCCUCAUGCUCCUGCUGUGCAUCAUCAGCCCCAAAACAACCUUCCUCCAGGAGGUGGGGGAGGCUCUCAAAGACCCGGAGCUGGGGAGCAGCUCAGAGUUGAGCAGGACCAAGGUGCAGGACGAGCGGGAUGAAGACCUUCCCGACGACAGCUCCUCAGACUCCUCCUUCCGCCACCUCACCCGCACCUACCGGGCCACUGACAGCAUCUUCAGCCCUGAGCUAACGGCAGCCAUGGAGGGAGCGAUGGAGCGCCAGGGCCACAGCGGGGAGGAGAUCUGGAUGCCCAAGGAGUCGAGCCCAUAUGCCAUCCACAAGAUCAAAUCGGCCACCAAAUAA
Molecule: messenger RNA, 969 nt
Organism: Phaethon lepturus (White-tailed tropicbird)
Lineage: Eukaryota; Metazoa; Chordata; Aves; Phaethontiformes; Phaethontidae
Product: protein eva-1 homolog C-like
Exons: 6
Molecular function (GO): carbohydrate binding
Source: RefSeq, a predicted model, not a curated record